GACGAUAUCGAGAGUGUCACAUUCGUCGCGUACUCGUUACCGGCCGCCUUAUCACAAGGAGCUCAGUGGCUACGUGGCCGUUUACCAGACAACAACCAUGGCAGACUACCGCGCAGGAAAAGCUGGCAUCAACGCCGAGGCCCAGGCCCGAAUCAACAGCAAGUAUAACAACGAUAUCGCCCAGGAAACGCUGGAAUGGAUCAAACAGAUCACGGGCGAAAACAUCAAAACGGACGGUGACGCCGACAAUCUCUACGAAGUGUUGAAAGACGGUACGCUUCUCUGCAAACUGGUAAAUGCCUUCCAGGCGGGAACGGUUAAAAAGGUCAACCAGUCCACGAUGGCCUUCAAAUGCAUGGAGAAUAUCAACGCGUUCCUUGAGGCGGUGGUCAAACUGGGAGUGCCCGCUCAAGAAACGUUCCAAACUAUCGAUCUGUGGGAGAAACAAAACCUCUACUCGGUCGUGAUUUGCCUGCAGUCUUUGGGAAGGAAGGCUGGCAACUUCAAUCUGCCGACCCUGGGACCCAAGGAGGCCGAUAAGAACGUCAGGGAAUUCUCGGAGGAGCAGCUGAAAGCCGGCCAGAACGUCAUUUCGCUGCAGUACGGAACGAAUAAGGGUCAGCAGAGCGGGAUCUCGUUCGGUAACAGACGCCAAAUGUAAUUUUUAAGUAAUUUAUUUUAUUUCUAUGA
Messenger RNA from Aricia agestis (brown argus), 690 nucleotides. RefSeq names its product myophilin-like. Gene Ontology annotation, molecular function: protein binding. The record is from RefSeq and is a predicted model, not a curated record. The transcript has a single exon. The coding region runs from base 98 to 661 and encodes 187 amino acids. Lineage: Eukaryota; Metazoa; Arthropoda; Insecta; Lepidoptera; Lycaenidae.